Orbicella faveolata is the source of this 2893-nucleotide messenger RNA. RefSeq names its product substance-K receptor-like. Gene Ontology annotation, molecular function: G protein-coupled receptor activity. Gene Ontology annotation, cellular component: plasma membrane. Gene Ontology annotation, biological process: G protein-coupled receptor signaling pathway. The record is from RefSeq and is a predicted model, not a curated record. NCBI's taxonomy places the organism in Eukaryota, Metazoa, Cnidaria, Anthozoa, Scleractinia, Merulinidae.
UUUUCAACACACAAUGUUAUGUUCUGUUUAAAAUCUUAGUCUCGAGGUUAUUCUUAAUUAACGUAUUCUAAAGAUUUUGCAAAUUUCAGGCUCGAUACUCAUAAAAUAUAUUCUUAGAAAAAAAAAAUAGUGUAUUUCCAAAUAUAGACAUUACCAAGGUGUAAACUUGACCUGUAGAAUAUGCCGCAUUUUUUUUUUCUUUUUGUUAACCGUUCGGGUGAAGCGAUCAUAAGGUAACCUUAGAAGCUAGCUCACCACAAAUUCGACACCCACAGUGAGCACUGUGUGCUCUAUAGACUGUAAUUGUUUUUGCACCAGUAUGUUGAUUUACUGCAAUUCCACCAUAGCUAGAUGCUGUGAGAUAUUCUCAACUAAAACUCGUGGUAUUCAAUUAUGUAUUAUUUAUGUGCCUUGCUUGAAAAACUGAGGUAGGAGAAUAUUUGGCCUUACCGUUCUUUCGUUAGGUUCUUCCAAUCCAAAUUUCUAUCUCUUUAUUUGCUAAGCUGUUCCCGUGUAAGGUGGCGAGCCAUUUGCUGUUCUUAUCCUGCGUUAAGAAUCCAAUGUUCCCUUUAAAACUGCGACGCACUGCAGAAAGCAACGUAUGACUCUUUUUAACACAUCAUUUGUAUAUUUCCUAUUUAUUUUCAGCAGUUUUCCACGGCUUCAGUGCUGAAUAGCUAAAAUGAACAAUUCAACAUCCGGGACCUCUCAAGCGAUUAACCAUCUCUGGGUCAUUACGUGGUGUGCGAUAUACGGGAUCGUAGCAGCGGCUACCGUCAUAGGCAACUCCCUAACAAUCGCAGUGUUCUCAAAAAAGAAACUUCCACGCAAAUUCGGCGGUUAUUUCAUAAUAAAUCUAGCAGUGGCUGACUUGAUGGUGGGAGCUUUGGCUUUGCCAAUGUAUAUAUACUUUGUCUACGCCUUCAGUUAUUUUCCAGAAAGAAAUAUCGUGACUUUUCAACAAGUCUACACAGUGGUAGACGUCUUCACUGGUCUAACGUCAGUGUUUACCAUGGCUUCUAUCGCCCUAGAAAGGCUUUAUGGCGUACUCUACCCAAUCCAAUACCACUGGAGAGGUAAAAGAGUUUAUUUUGUCACCAUUAUCGCGAUGUGGGCUAUUUCCGCCACCGCGUCCAUUGUGUACAUUUUAAGCACUCGAAGCCUUCUUUACUUACUGCCUGAAGCAACUUUCAUUUAUUACCUGACUGUCAUCUCGGUGUUAUCUGUUCUUGUCAUCUGCGCCGCCUACGUUGUCUUUGGUCUGCGUGUUCACUUUUGGAACAAAAGUAAAAUGGAGAUGGUUGCGUCGAAACAGGAGAAACGACUAGCCGCUGCGUUAUUCAUAGUGACGGUAGUGUUUGUUUUAACAUGGACUCCAUUUCACGUCAUGAACAUUCUUGUUAACUUUACAAAGUCGUUUUUGUUCAGGAUGCCGGUAGAUCUUGUUCUCUUUGGAAAGUUACUUCAUUACAGUAAUUCCCUUGCUAAUCCCGCCAUUUACUGCUUUAAAAUCCCCGAGUUCAGAAUUGCUAUAAGACUCAUGUUUUGUAAAAACUGGGUCAGAGAGACUCGGGUGUGAUUUCGUAAGUGGAAUAAUGACUGACAGAUCUGGAUAACGUUGAGCCUCUUAACAGAAAUGAUGAUUUGAAUGGCUUGAAAGCUACUCUAGUAGAAGUCUGCGCUUUAAUUUCAAGGCCCACACCCCUCGUAGAGGGUAACAAGGAUCUACAGAGACGACCUCAUUUGUCCCGUAGACUAGUGCACACUCCAAAGUCUUUGUAAGAUUGCCAUUUCAGUGAUGGGUUUCAUGGAAUAAGGAGGUGGGCGGCAAUUUUCUUAAUUAGGACAGUCUUAUGGCGUAACUUUUUAUUCGGAACAACGACAACACCACUAAGGGUAGAUUACGGGAAAAAAUGGCACUGAUCCAGGGGGUGGACCCAGAGUAGUUUAAGAGAUUUCCAGAAAUCACUCAAAUGUUUCAAAUCUCUCAGAAUGCAGGAAAAUUGCAUUCUGAGGCAACUAAAUUUCAAUUUUUCUUGGGGGACCAUGCCCCCAAACCUCCCUAGUUAAGUUGGUGCAAAUCACUCGUGUAAAAACCUGGAUCCACCCCUGCUGAUCUGUGACGUGAGAUCAAUCUGACCGCGGGUUUUGCGUGCUUGACGAGGAAAGAAGCGACGCGUACUUUGCUCACGUUGGGAAAACCUCCAUAAACUACGCAAGGCUACAAUUCUGUUUUCAAAGAGUUGAUUAACUAGCCAACGUUUCGUGCAACUCAGUUGAUUCGCAAAAUUUUGCUCCGUCAUUGUGUGGCAUUAGACUGCUGCCUAAAGUAACACCCCUAGAUAGAAUUUUAAAGUUUACUACAUCGUUGCCGUGGUCUCUAUGAGACGUGUAGGUGACAAGAACAUUUACUAGCAAUAAUGUCUCGCCCAGGCACGCAUCAUAAGAGUGACCUGACAUACACUUGCCCGAGGCGUUGUUAGGAGGACUGUGAAUUCGAAGAUCAAGCGAUGAUAAAGUUAGUGGAACAUCAUCUGUGGUAGAACACGAGCAACCCAUCUCUUUUCUAGGUUCGUCAAAGGCGACUUGAAGGACAACGAGAAAAAAUGGGUGGCUUUCCGUAAUCUAAAUCCGAGGGGACCGAUUCACAGAACUAUGCGAUCUCAGAAAGCAGACGAAGAUUUAACUAACAUCACAUAAUACCAUGCUGAUUGUUUUAAUAAAGGAAAAACUGCAAUGGUGUGAGUAUUGUUCAUCUGAAUUGUGUUUACUCAGACAGGAAAUGAAAUCAACCGCCAUGAAAGUACAAACGUAAGCGACUCAAAAGAAUUCUACGCUGACUGAUUAAUCUUAAAAUUUGCAUAAGUUUUACCGCAAGACGAAAAAAACAGAA